Harmonia axyridis is the source of this 1367-nucleotide messenger RNA. RefSeq names its product protein pygopus-like. Lineage: Eukaryota; Metazoa; Arthropoda; Insecta; Coleoptera; Coccinellidae. The record is from RefSeq and is a predicted model, not a curated record.
UGUGGUUUUAAAAAUGGAGUAUAUUUACAGAAAGUAAAUAAAUUCUGAUAUGUUGUUGAAACAUAGGCUAUUCUGGUUAAAUAUAAGAUUGUAUCAUUCUCCAGAUUAACUUGUCUGGUUUGUUAAUCGAAAAUUGGUAAACAAACGUUUUUAUAUCGGAUGGUAAAGAUACACAGGAAGAGUUGUGAGUAGAAUGCAUUCAUGGCGAAAAUUUGGACAGAGUACUUAUAAUAUAUGAGAGCUCAUUGAGCUGAAAGAAUAUUGUGAAAAUGAGUCAUUUAUCUCCAUUCCGGUUAAAUCCGAAUCUCGGUGCUGAUUUGGGGGGUACAGCACCUAAUCCCAAGAAGAGAAGAAAAAACUCCCAAGUGCCCAUACAAUCUAGUCCAAAUGUACAAGAUCUCUUGCCACCGCCAUUAACUGGAUAUGGCGAUACUAUUGUUGCUUCAAAUCCAUUUGAUGAUUGCCCAAGCAAUGUUAAUUCCAUGGGUUUCGUGAGGAAUAAUCCCAACAUGGGUAUGCCCGGAAAUAUGUCUAUGGGUGUAAAUGCAAUGGGAAUGUGUAGGCCAAUGGGUCCUGGUAUGGGCAUGAAUUCUCCAAUGAUGCAUAGUCCAAACGCUCAUCAUGGUAUGAUGAAUAAUCAAGUAAUGAUGAACAACCCUAGAAUGAACGGCCUUAUGGGUAACCACAUGGGACCUCAUAUGAUGCAUAGUCCAAAUGGCCCCAUGCAUGGAAUAUCUGGACCUAUGCAUAGUCCCAUUGGAAAUAUGAAUUCUGGAAUUCAAGGCCCUCAUAUGCCUGGAAACGGAAAUUCAAUGAGUGGUCCAGGUCCUAUUAACAAUGGACCUAUGAGUGGUCCUAUGAAUGGCCCAAUGAAUGGCAUGAAUACCAAUAUGGGAGGAGGUAUGCCAAUGAAUUCCCCGAAUGCACCAAUGGGUCCUUCAAUGAAUAAUAAUUUUAUGAUGAAUAAUAUGUAUUCAAAACCGAUGCCAGUGAGUGCUGGAAAGGUAUAUCCAGCAGAUCAACCAAUGGUUUUCAAUGCACAAAACCCCAAUGCUCCCCCAAUUUAUCCUUGUGGAGUCUGCCAUAAAGAAGUCCAUGACAAUGACCAAGCUAUACUUUGUGAAAGUGGCUGCAACUUCUGGUUCCACAGGGGAUGUACUGGACUAACGGAAACAGCUUAUUCUCCUUACCUUACUGCAGAAGUAUAUGCAGAAUGGGUUUGCGACAAAUGUCUGUCAUCAAAAACGAUUCCAUUGGUUAAAUUCAAACCAUAAACAAUAAAAUGAGCGGAUAAGUUGUACCCAAAGAUGGUAUUCAGAAGACUGACAGUGAUUUACAUCACAGCCACUGUUUCUUCAUAUUUGAAU